Doryrhamphus excisus (bluestripe pipefish) is the source of this 2945-nucleotide messenger RNA. It is a transcript of the gene mvp, whose product is annotated as major vault protein. The record is from RefSeq and is a predicted model, not a curated record. Gene Ontology annotation, cellular component: cytoplasm; nucleus. Lineage: Eukaryota; Metazoa; Chordata; Actinopteri; Syngnathiformes; Syngnathidae.
CGCCGCGUGGUCGACGGUGACGCAGUCGGGGCUGGGAAGUCACGUGACCCUCGGUGCCGUUUUCCGGGAUUCGUGCAUGGCCCCGCCCACUCCCUCCUUGAAAAGUCGUCAGAAGUCGGAAGAGAAAUCUCAGUCCAGCUGACAGGACGAGCAGCAUCGCCAUGGCGUCCAAGAAGACAGGAAGUCGUGUGGCCGAGGCCGAGGCGGCAGGGGAAGUGUCCAUCAUCCGCAUCCCGCCCCAUCACUACAUCCACGUGCUGGACCAGAACACCAACAUCGCCCGUGUGGAGAUCGGACCGCUCACCUUCAUCCGCCAGGACAAUGAAAGGGUCCUCUUCCUGCCGGUGCGGAUGAUCAUGGUGCCGCCGCGCCACUACUGCGUGGUGGCCAACCCGGUGGCGUGCGACGACAACGGCCGCGUCCUCUUCGACGAGGCGGGCCAGGCCAAGCUGCGGCAUGCCGACCUGGAGAUCCGCCUGUCCCGAGAUCCUUUCCCUCUCCAUCCCGGAGAAGAGAUCCAGCAGGACGUGACGCCGCUGCAGGUCGUCUUUCCCGACACGGCGCUGCGUCUGCAGGCACUGCUGGACUUCCAAGAGGAGGGCGGAGACGACCGCGUCGCCGGAGACGAGUGGCUCUUUGAGGGACCCGGGACGUACAUCCCCAGGAAGGAAGUGGUGGUCCUGGAGACCAUCAAGGCCACGGUGAUCCGGGAGAACCAGGCCAUCAGGCUGCGAGCUCGCAAGGAGGGCGUCGACCGCGGCGGCGUGCGCCGUGUAACAGGGGAGGAGUGGCUGGUCAGUAAGGUGGGGGCGUACCUGCCAGGCGCACACGAGGAAGUCAUCGACAUCGUCAACGCCUUCAUCCUGACGGACAAGAAAGCGCUGCACGUGCGCGCUCUGCGGCCCUUCAGGGAUGUGUGGGGGCACCAGCGGCGUACGGGGGACGAGUGGUUGGUGACCAACGGCGACCACGAGGCGCACAUCCCCUCGGUGGCUGAGGAGGUGGUGGGUGUGGUGGACGUGACCACGCUCAGCAGCCGCCAUUACUGCGUCAUCUUGGACCCGGUCGGACCCGACGGCAAACCUCAGCUGGGCCAGAAGAGGGUGGUGAAGGGGGAGCGCUCCUUCUUCCUGCAGCCCGGCGAGCGUCUGGAGCGCGGCAUCCAGGACGUCUACGUGCUGUCCGAGCAGGAAGGGCUGCUUCUGCGAGCCGUGGAGGCGUUCACCGACACCCAGGAGGACGCCAUCUUGGUUGCCUUACCUCAAAAACGAAAACGUGCUGAUCAGCGCGAGGAGGAAGACGAGGACGAGGAGCGGAGCAAGCGUCCGCAUCGCAGCGCCGUUGUCCGCCGCCCCGGGGACCGCUGGAUGCUGCGAGGCCCCAUCGAGUAUGUCCCCCCCGCCACGGUGGAGGUGAUGCUGCGACGCCAGGCCAUCCCACUGGACGAGAACGAGGGCAUCUACGUGCGGGACAUGAAGACGGGCAAGGUGCGCGCGGUCAUCGGGCAGACAUACAUGCUGAAUCAGGACGAGGAUCUGUGGCAGAAGGAACUUCCUCCCAACGUGGAAGCUCUGCUGACGUCGACCCGUGACCCCCUGGCGGACCGCUCGGACCGUACCAGGACCAGCGAGGUCCAGGCGAGGAACAAGACCCUGGUGGUCUCCUACAGGGUCCCCCACAAUGCGGCGGUCCAGGUCUACGACUACCGGGAGAAGAAGGCCAGAGUGGUCUUUGGACCGGAGCGUGUGAUGCUGGGACCCGACGAGCAGUUCACGGUUCUGUCCCUGUCCGGGGACAGACCCAAACGGGGCAACGUCAUCAAGGCCGUGUGCCUCCUGCUCGGCCCCGACUUCUUCACCGACAUCAUCACCAUCGAGACCGCCGACCACGCCCGCCUGCAGCUGCAGCUUUCCUACAACUGGCACUUUGACAUCAAGCCGCCGGCCGACGACACCGAUGCCGCCGCCCUCUUCUCGGUGCCCGACUUUGUGGGCGACGCCUGCAAAGCCAUCGCAUCACGGGUCCGAGGCGCCGUGGCCUCUGUGCAAUUUGACGACUUCCACAAGAACUCCAACCGCAUCAUCUGCUCGGCCGUGUUCGGCUUCGAUGAGAAGCUGGCGGUGCGCCCCAGUCUCCGCUUCCAUCAGAACCGACUCGUCAUCAGCAGCGUGGACAUCCAGUCCGUGGAGCCCGUGGACCAGAGGACGCGCGACGCCCUGCAGAAGAGCGUCCAGCUGGCCAUCGAGAUCACCACCAACUCCCAGGAGGCGGCGGCACGUCACGAGGCCGAGCGCCUGGAGCAGGAAGCUCGAGGGAAGCUGGAGAGGCAGAAGAUCACGGACCAGGCGGAAGCUGAGCGAGCCAGGAAGGAACUUUUGGAGCUGGAGGCCCUCAGCGCCGCUGUGGAGAGCACCGGUGCUGCCAAGGCUGAAGCGCAGUCCCGGGCCGAGGCGGCUCGUAUACGCGGCGAGGCGGCGGUCCACGAGGCCAAACUGAAGGUGGAGGCUCAGCGCAUUGAGGCGGAGGCGGAGCUGCAGCGUCUGGCGAAGGCUCGCGAGCAGGAGCUGAGCUACAGGAAGGAGAUGGACCAUCUGGACCUGGAGAAGAAGGAGCGUCUCACCAACAUGGAGAGUCAGCACUUCAGUCAGGUGGUGGCCAGCCUGGGCAGCGACACGCUGCAAGAGAUGGCGAGAGCCGGACCUGAGCUGCAGGUGAAGAUGCUGCAGGCUCUUGGCCUGAAGUCCACCCUCAUCACGGACGGUGCGUCGCCCAUCAACCUGUUCACCACCGCCAACGGCCUGCUGGGGAUGCUGCCGGGACCGGUUCAGUGACGCCACAGGAAGUAGUAUCCAUUCACACGCGUAGAUUCCGAUAUAUAGAUCAUAUCGAUAGUAUGUAUACGUGCACGUCUGUCUGCUUGAAGGAAUAAAACAACUAAGCUCUGA